CAUUACAACUUUUCUAUAAGUAGUUAUAUUAACAAAUCGACAACAUAAAUUAACCGUUUAACAGCAAAAUCUACAUAGGUGCCUAUUCAAAGUCUACAAAAUUUUUUUUAUCGGGAACGUAAAUAACAUCUAACGUUUUGUCCAUGCAUCAAAGUAAUAAUUCUAACAUGGUCAGAGUUGUGGUCUACAUUGGAUUCGUCAUCUAUCUGAUGGUCUUGGCUACAACGUGUUGUUGUCAUCCUGUGACGUCUUCUGAAGUGGAAAGCAUUGCUCGACCUACACGGCCUAAAACUUUCGGUUCACCAGAUGAAUUACGUUCAUAUCUAGACCAAUUAGGACAGUACUUGGCAGUAGUUUCUCGUCCAAGAUUUGGAAAAAGGAAACCUGCGUUUCCAGUUAUCCCGUCCGCCUUCACAACACCAAGGUUACAGUACAUCGACAAUCAACGCAUGCUUAACAAUUUUAUAAGCCGAGAAAACGAGGAAGCUUAUAAAUUACAAUAUAAACCGGCCAUUAUAAGAAAUUCAAAAGACUUGUAUGACAUGUUGUUUACGACACGUCGUGAAAAUGGCAACAAUAAUGACCGCCAUCAAUACUAUUUAAUGCAACAAGAUAUAACGAAUGCAGACAUUGGUUUAGAUUCAAAUUAAUUAUCAUUAAAAUUAUUUGUAGUAUAGUAAUACACGCGUGUAAUGUAUUUAUAUUUCUUAAAAAAAUUUAGUCAUGUACAGGCACUAUUGUACUAGUAAUUAAUAWUAUAAGAAUAUUAUAAAAUGUUGUUAAUUAAACAA
Diuraphis noxia (Russian wheat aphid) is the source of this 791-nucleotide messenger RNA. RefSeq lists its product as uncharacterized. Lineage: Eukaryota; Metazoa; Arthropoda; Insecta; Hemiptera; Aphididae. Gene Ontology annotation, molecular function: hormone activity. The record is from RefSeq and is a predicted model, not a curated record. Gene Ontology annotation, cellular component: extracellular region.